Numida meleagris (helmeted guineafowl) is the source of this 1124-nucleotide messenger RNA. RefSeq names its product beta-microseminoprotein-like. The transcript is spliced from 7 exons. The record is from RefSeq and is a predicted model, not a curated record. Lineage: Eukaryota; Metazoa; Chordata; Aves; Galliformes; Numididae. The coding region runs from base 390 to 869 and encodes 159 amino acids.
GCACCCAGAGGAACACGACCAGCCUACCUACACCAAGCAGCAUGUCUGGCAGGGCUCCAGCGUGUUGAUCAGAAACUCACUGGCAGAAGAAUAAGGUGUUCUGCCUAACAAGUGCCUUGAAAGCAAAACUAGUCUCGCUUUGAGCUGUCUAUGAAAAACCGCAAAAGGACUGGCAUAAAAAUCCUUGUCAAGCCUGUGGUGACCUGGGGUCAACAAAUCCUGAACGUGGUACUCGAAUCAAAGGCUGCACAGUCCCACAAGAUUAGCAGGUUUUUGGUUUGUGAGAAAAUACUUCUUUGAUAGUUGAAGUGCACACAUUAGUAUUAAAUGCGAGUAUCCAAAGAUCUGGCAAGAGAUCUCUAAGCUAUUCCUGAUUUUCUCCUCCAAUCAUGUUCCAGCCCACUGAGAGAAGAAACUGUCAACAUGAAUUCCUGCCGUACCUGAAAGCCACCUGGGCUGACCUGUACGAUUCCACAGAAAGCACUUGCAGAGAUCUUCUGGAGACUUGGAGCUCUCUGGAAGCCACACAUUACACAAUGAAAAUUAUUUUGUCCUUCCUUCUUGCAAUGGGCAUCAUAGUGACACAUGGUGAUGCAUUCUGCUUUAGUAAAAUGUUCAAGCCAGGAGAGGCUAAAAAUGGCUGCAUGUUGGAUGGAGUGUUGUACCCCUUUGGAGAGAUCCCAAGGACAGAAGAAUGCCUCACAUGCAGCUGCAGCCAACAUGAAAUGCAUUGCUGCUCCCUCUAUCAUACUCCUGUGGAUUAUGACAAAGAAACAUGUAAAGUCAUUUUCAACAAGAAAAAAUGUGACUAUGAUGUGCUGCCGAAGGACCCCUCAAAGCCGUGCUCUCGGUACAGUCGUGUAGGCUAACAAUGUGCCUGCUCCAAGCCUCUCUGUGCUGUGUGAUUUGCCCAUUCCUAGAAAAGCUUUGCCAUCACAGAGAUGCAUGAAGACAUGAGAGAUCUUAUAACAAAGAGUACUUCAGUGGAUCCCUUUUAAUCUCCCAGUUACUCUAAUUCAAUAUACAAGAUGCAUAAUCAGAGACAAAGUCUUAUUUCUGUCAUUACUUGCACUGAUAUCACUGAGCUUUGUUGAAUGCAAUAAAUCCAGAUGAAACAUCCAGAA